AAGACGACCCCGAGGCAAUGAAAAUAAUUUGUUACGCCAUCCACCACCGUCCUGACAUGAUACCCUUUGUUGAUGUGAAUGGAAAGCAAAUUCUACAGGCUGCCCGUACCAUUGACAAAUACGAUCUGGGUACGGCAAUGCAACUCGUUACCGACAAGUGGCUCCGUCAACAGCUACGAGCCAAAAGCGUCGAGGACCUGCUGUACAUGGCCGCAGCGGCCACGGUGUUGAAGAACUACGAGGCUUUCUCCAAGCUCACCUGGCUUGCCAUGAUCAUCCACGAAGGCAGCUAUCUCCGCUUCCAAAACAAUGAUCAACUUAGGGAGCUGUUCCCUCCAGGAAUGUUCUUCCUACUCUUAGAGCGAACCUUCUUGAUCCGUGGGCGCCUUUCCAAGGCCUGCAUGAAGCAAGGCCAUUGGAUACUUGCAACUGCGGUGACGCCCUUAAGCAUAAAAUAGAGUCGGUGAGAGCCGACUGCGGUGUUGCCAGCAGUACCAAUAUCUCGAUCCUGAAAGCAUUGAGGGGCAUGGUUGAGGUUGCCAGUGCGCAAGAUGCUCUCCGGAGGAGACCCUGCUCAGCUAACAUCAUUCGCCACUCAUGUCGCGAUCUUCGUACCAUGCUUCCGGACUGGACUGAGAGCGAAACCAGUCUCUGCCUUCGAUGCCUACAGAACGACCCGAACAUGGAGAAGGCGUGCAACCAUAAAAAGAAACCUUUCUACAGGGAACAUCGCGAGUUAGAGCUAUUAUAUCUGUAUUGACAUCAACAGUGGACGGGAUGUCGGUUUCGCUUCAGAUAAAUAGCACUUGGAUGUAACUCCGAAGGAUUGGUAGCCUUGGAGAUGACAGAGAUAUGCAAGGGAGAACCUGCCCACCCUAUGAUUUCCUACACGUAUCCUAGAGACUUCGCAAUUUUCAUCAAAAUUUUU
This is a messenger RNA of Neurospora tetrasperma FGSC 2508, 928 nucleotides long. RefSeq lists its product as uncharacterized. The coding region runs from base 18 to 458 and encodes 146 amino acids. The record is from RefSeq and is a predicted model, not a curated record. The transcript is spliced from 2 exons. NCBI's taxonomy places the organism in Eukaryota, Fungi, Ascomycota, Sordariomycetes, Sordariales, Sordariaceae.